This is a messenger RNA of Helianthus annuus (common sunflower), 2670 nucleotides long. Its product is annotated as putative chloride channel-like protein CLC-g. Lineage: Eukaryota; Viridiplantae; Streptophyta; Magnoliopsida; Asterales; Asteraceae. The record is from RefSeq and is a predicted model, not a curated record. Gene Ontology annotation, molecular function: voltage-gated chloride channel activity. Gene Ontology annotation, biological process: chloride transport; transmembrane transport. Gene Ontology annotation, cellular component: intracellular membrane-bounded organelle; plant-type vacuole membrane. The transcript has 7 exons. Bases 167 to 2485 code for a protein of 772 amino acids.
GGUCUCACCUAUCUCAUCCAUAACUUUAAAAUUUAAAAACUCAAAAUAAUCUUUAUCUAAAAAAGUUGUUACACAAUGAAACCUGCAUUUUACAAGCUCAAGAGACUAGAUACAAAUAUCGAGGAGUGAUAAACAACUGUUACUCAAAUAACAGGCGUCAACAAGCAUGGAGAACGGUUAUGCUUACGUCAGCAACGGGUUUCCGGACGAAGAAUCCGGCACGGCGCCGCUCCUCCGCCUCCGCCGCUCCGCCUCCAACACCACCAGUCAGAUUGCCAUCAUCGGCUCCAAUCCUUGCCCUAUUGAAAGCCUCGAUUACGAGAUCAUAGAGAAUGAUGUCUUCAAGCAAGAUUGGCGCAGCAGAAGUAAAUUCCAGAUUUUCCAGUUCUUAUGUUCGAAAUGGAUUCUUUGUUUUGUUAUUGGAAUUGUUGUCAGUCUCAUUGGCUUCUUCAAUAACCUAGCCAUUGAGAACAUUGCCGGAGAGAAGUUCGUGAUCACCUCCAACAUGAUGCUUGCAAACAGGUACUUGACAGCGUUUCUCAUAUUUGCAGCUGCAAACUUAGGCCUCACAUUGUUUGCUUGUUUGAUAACCACUUUAAUCGCACCAGAGGCUGCGGGAUCAGGCAUACCUGAAGUUAAGGCUUACUUAAAUGGUGUCGAUGCUCCUGCCAUAUUCUCAUUUAGAACAUUGUUAGUUAAGAUUGUUGGCAGUAUUGCUGCUGUGUCAUCAUCCCUUAACGUUGGGAAGGCGGGGCCCAUGGUGCAUACGGGUGCAUGCAUUGCAGCUCUAACAUGUCAGGGUGGAUUAAAGAAAUACGGUCUGACAUGGAGAUGGCUUAGAUUUUUUAAUAAUGAUCGAGAGCGGCGCGAUCUUGUAACAUGUGGAUCAGCUGCUGGAAUCGCUGCGGCUUUUCGUGCGCCAGUUGGUGGUGUACUUUUUGCUUUUGAAGAAAUGGCAUCUUGGUGGAGAAGUGCCCUUUUGUGGAGAGCUUUCUUUACAACUGCCACAGUUGCAAUUUUGCUUCGGGGUUUAACUGAUACAUGCUUGAGUGGAAAAUGUGGACUGUUUGGGACCGGAGGUUUGAUAAUGUUUGAUGUUACUUCAGUAGAUAUAACGUAUCAUCUCGAAGAUGUGCCUCCGGUUCUUCUUCUUGGAGUCAUUGGAGGCAUCGCAGGGAGUUUGUACAAUUUUUUACUCGGCAAAGUUCUCCGAUUUUACAAUCUAAUCAAUGAGAAAGGUACUGCUUAUAAAAUACUCCUCGCUUGCACGGUUUCCAUUCUCACUUCCUGUCUCUUAUUCGGAUUACCAUGGUUCGCAUCUUGCCGACCGUGUCCAGCUGACACAUCCGAACCAUGUCCGACUAUCGGUCGUUCCGGCAACUACAAGAAGUUCCAAUGUCAACCCGGUCAUUACAACGAUCUAGCCAGCCUUUUCUUCAACACAAACGACGACGCAAUCAAAAACCUAUUUAGCAAGGACACAGACACCGAGUUUGACCGAACAUCAGUUCUAAUAUUCUUCAUCACCUGCUUUUUCCUCAGCAUUGUCAGUUACGGUAUCGUGGCACCCGUGGGCCUUUUUAUACCCGUAAUUGUUACAGGUGCGUCUUACGGACGUCUUGUCGGGUUGUUAAUCGGUUCAACCUCUAAUCUUAACCACGGGUUAUUUGCGGUGUUGGGUGCUGCUUCACUUCUUGGUGCGUCAAUGAGAAUGACGGUUUCACUAUGUGUAAUUCUGUUGGAAUUGACGAACAACCUGCUGUUGCUACCACUUGUAAUGCUGGUUCUUCUUGUUUCUAAAACCGUUGCCGAUGCGUUUAACCAUAAUAUUUACGACCUGAUAAUGACGUUGAAAGGGCUUCCUUAUUUAGAAACUCACGCCGAACCGUACAUGAGACAGCUAACCGUUAGUGAUGCUGUAUCGGGCCCACUUCAUGUGUUCAACGGGAUUGAGCUUGUUGGUAACAUUGUACACGCUCUUAGAAAGACGGGUCACAAUGGGUUUCCGGUUAUCGAUGAGCCUCCGAUUUUGUACGGGCUGAUUCUUCGGUCACAUCUUAUCUCGUUACUAAAGAAGAAAGCUUUUCAUCGCACCCCAACUCUAACGGAUGUAAAUGUUAUAAAGCAAUUUUCAUCAAGUGAUUUUGCAAAGCAGGGUUUUGGAAAUGCGGAAAAGAUUGAAGAUAUUGGUUUGACCGAAGAAGAGAUGGAGAUGUAUGUUGACUUGCAUCCGUUCACAAAUGCGUCGCCUUAUACAGUUGUUGAGACCAUGUCACUGGCGAAAGCUCUUACGCUUUUUAGGGGUAUCGGUUUACGUCACUUACUAGUGGUACCAAAAACUUCUGGGAGACUGCCUGUCGUUGGUAUAUUGACAAGACACGAUUUCAUGCCGGAACAUAUACUUGGUUUGCACCCGAUGUUGGCAGGAAGCAAAUGGAAAAGGUUAAGAUUUAGGUUCUCUCUUUGGGACAGAUUUUUUUCCUAAAAUUUAAAUCAAACAGGUGGAUCUUUUUUAUAUAACAACCGUACCCAUUAAAUCCCGCCUUUUUUUAUAUAAUGUAGGCAAAUCUUACCCCUAUCCCUAUUGGUAGGAUCUUUUUUAUGUGAUCAUUCAAAACACAAUGUAAUAGUAUACCAUUAUUUAUACAUAAAGAUACACGUUUUUGUAAA